This is a messenger RNA of Hemibagrus wyckioides, 2330 nucleotides long. RefSeq names its product SIN3-HDAC complex associated factor, like (gene sinhcafl). Gene Ontology annotation, biological process: negative regulation of cell migration. Lineage: Eukaryota; Metazoa; Chordata; Actinopteri; Siluriformes; Bagridae. Bases 138 to 830 code for a protein of 230 amino acids. The record is from RefSeq and is a predicted model, not a curated record. The transcript has 6 exons.
ACAUAACGUCGUUUUCCUCUGGUAUUUGUAUGCUAAUGAGGCUCCUCCAUUCAUGUGCGUUCGGUCCGUAGUAAGACAUGCGCAGUACGGAGGAAUAGACGGACGGAAUUUCAAAGUUUCCGACGGAUGAACCAGACAUGUUUGGAUUUCACAAAUCCAAGAUUUAUCGUAGCCACGAAGGCUGCUGCAUUUGCAAGACCAAGUCGUCCAGCUCCCGCUUCACAGACAGCAGCAGAUACGAGGAAACCUUUCGCCUCUGCUUCGGUUUAUCUGAAGACCGAGUCGGCGACAUCUGCAAUGCCUGUGUAUUGCUCGUAAAGCGAUGGAAAAAGUUACCACACGGAUCCAAGAAGAACUGGAGUCAUGUGGUGGACGCGAGGGCUGGACCUGGCUUCAAGUUGACGAAGCCCAAAAAAGUGAAGAAUAUCGACGGGAAGAAGAAAAGCAAGCUGAAGAAGCUGCACAAGUUUAAACGGCAAAACUCUGAUGCCCACAGCACUACAUCCAGCAUGUCUCCGUCUCAGUCUCCCAGCCACAGUAACCAAUCAGAUGACGGCUCAGACGUCGAGACCAAGCAAAGACGCCCAACUCCAGCAGGCUUCUCAUUCCUUGACCUCUCCUACUGGAAAAGACAGAAAGUGUGCUGCGGCAUUGUUUAUAAAGGCCGUUUUGGCGAAGUCAUCAUCGACCCUCGCCUCUUCAAACCCUGCUGCGGCCCCAAGCAGCACCCGGCGGCGGCAGUGACGGCGUCGUCGCCCGCAACGGACUCCCCGUGCACCGCCGACACGCUGCCGUCCCCCCUCGCAGAGGACUUGAAGGAGACCUGGUGACCUUGUUGCACCUCCGAGCGUCUCCUCGAGGCUCAGUCACUUUGUCUCCAGUGGCAGACUCUACCAAUCCAACAUGACUAUAUAAAUGCUGAUUCCUGCUUUUUUUUUUUGUUGUUGUUUUUGGGGAAUUCCUUUGAAAAAAAUUUUUUUUUAAAAAAACAAAAAAUCAAUUAAAAAAAUUAAGUAUGGGCAUUAGUAAAUAUUCAUAGGAUCAGGAUUCAAUUGACGGUUUAAGACGUGUAAUCCAUUUUGUGUCUUUUUUUUUUUUUUUUUUUUUAAUUAUAUUUUUUAUAUAUAUAUUUUUGGCACUGUAAAAUAUUUUGCAUUUUUGUAGUGCUUGUAAAUAUUUUUUUCUUCUUCUUCCAAUUCCAGUGCACCAAACGCCUCCUACCUGGCUCCUAGUUUCCUGUUUGUAAAUUAAGUAUAAAUGUUCAUGAAAUACGGCAUAUUGAUGUGUCCCCUGAUGUUGCUCAGUGUGUUAAAGAAAUGGUUUGAAUUUUUUUAAACACAUCAGCUCUAUUGUGUCUACGAGUCCAUCUGAUCUAGACGGCGGUGGUAGAGCGGACGGUUUUAUGACGAUGUUUUGCUCGACGAGGUUCGAACGAGCUGCUUAAUACAGUAGUCGUGAAUACCGCUCGGUUUGUGUCCAUUAAAUGCAUGUGUCUCUUGUUUGAUCUCUAAUUCCUGGUUGCUGUUGUCACAAAAUGCAGGGCACAAACCUAUUGAUGGUCCAUCCAAAAAUAAAAGUGCAUGCUAAUAUAAUGAUUAUUUAUUAUAGCAUGCUAAGACAGCAUGUUCUAAAUGCAUCUUGGGUUAUAUUGCUUAACGUUUCAGUGUGAUGGUUUUGUUUUUGUCUGAUUUUUUAAAUUCUUGAUCAUCAGUGAUUGUUUCACUACAGGUUAUAACAACAUCUGUUGAUUGUGAUUUUUUUCCUUUAAAGGAAAAACAGCAGCAGCUUCUAGACACUGCCUGCUCCUCACUUGUGUAAAUUGUGUUCAUGUACAAAAAGAAAUUCAGCAAUAACUGUUUGCAUCAUAAUAGUGUGCAGUUUAGGAAUUCUACAAUGUGAUGGCUUUUUUUUUGCCUUUUUGCGACGGGUUUUCUCUACUCAGGCAGCUUAUAAUCCGAAGUAACGGUGCAAAGAAAUUCACAUUUUUUUUAAAUGACUCGUUUUGUAGGAAAUAAGAAAUGACAUUCGUUUUAUUGGAACGAACAGCAAUAGCGCUCUCUGGCUUCCAGUCUACCAAGUUGGUCAUUUGCAUAAGGUCAGUAAGGUUCAGGGAAACUAUUUUACUCGGUACAUUUUCAGUCACUGUUAAUGUGCCUUAUGGAGAGAUUUUAACCGAACAUGAAUUUGUCUUUUUCUAAUUUAUACUAUUUAUUCAAACAUGUCUGUACAAUUGAUGCUGUAAAGAGGUUUUGUGCACUUUUUUAUACAUUUAUAAUGUUUUUUUUUUUAAUCUUGAUUGUCAUUACAUCUUCAAUUUAAUAAAUCUUUGU